Molecule: messenger RNA, 513 nt
Organism: Anneissia japonica
Lineage: Eukaryota; Metazoa; Echinodermata; Crinoidea; Comatulida; Comatulidae
Product: sterile alpha motif domain-containing protein 12-like
Biological process (GO): cell surface receptor protein tyrosine kinase signaling pathway
Cellular component (GO): cytoplasmic side of plasma membrane
Molecular function (GO): protein binding
Source: RefSeq, a predicted model, not a curated record
GUGAGAAUUGAGGGCGCUAUAUUAUAUCAUCAAAAUACGGAAGUAAACAUAACCUAUUUGUUGGCUAAUCUUGUUUUUAUAGUUCUUCACAAAGGUGAAAUGACUGAGUCAAGAAUAAGCUUGAGGGAGAAGGCUUACAUUCUAGAAAGACGAUGUGAGUCUGUACCGAAUGGGGGUAUACACGAUGUGGAUAGGUACAAUCGACCAGUCUUGUUGCAGCAGGCCAAAUCUUUGAAGAAAUCAGCUCGUUCAAGAAAGUCUGUAUUCAAAUGGGAUAAUUCUGAUGUUUUACGAUGGCUGAGGAAACAUCAUCUGCAAUACUAUCAGCUGUAUGGGACCAACUUCAAGGAACAUGACAUAUCAGGUCGAGCAUUGAUCAAGUUAAACCUUAUUAAGUUAGAGAAGAUGGAGAUAAGUGACCCAACACACAGAACCGACCUCUUAGAAUAUAUUUUGCGUCUUCGUUUGAAACACGAACAAACAGAACUUCGGUUGCUAUCUAGCAACGUCAUG